Messenger RNA from Drosophila arizonae, 2502 nucleotides. RefSeq names its product transport protein Sec23 (gene Sec23). Lineage: Eukaryota; Metazoa; Arthropoda; Insecta; Diptera; Drosophilidae. Gene Ontology annotation, molecular function: GTPase activator activity; zinc ion binding. Gene Ontology annotation, biological process: intracellular protein transport; COPII-coated vesicle budding; endoplasmic reticulum to Golgi vesicle-mediated transport. Gene Ontology annotation, cellular component: endoplasmic reticulum exit site; COPII vesicle coat. The record is from RefSeq and is a predicted model, not a curated record.
AUGACUACCUAUGAGGAGUUCAUCCAGCAAAACGAAGAUCGUGACGGCGUACGCCUUACAUGGAAUGUUUGGCCAUCAAGUCGCAUCGAUGCCAGCCGCCUGGUCGUCCCGCUUGCGUGUCUCUAUCAACCCAUCAAGGAGCGUCCCGACUUGCCACCGAUACAAUAUGAGCCGGUGCUGUGCACGCGCAGCAAUUGCCGCGCCAUAUUGAAUCCAUUGUGCCAAGUUGACUAUCGUGCCAAGCUUUGGGUGUGCAACUUUUGCUUUCAACGCAACCCCUUUCCUCCACAAUAUGCAGCCAUAUCGGAGCAACAUCAGCCCGCCGAGCUGAUACCUGGCUUCAGCACCAUUGAAUACACCAUCGCCAGGGCGGCCACAAUGCCGCCAGUAUUUAUAUUCCUGGUAGAUACUUGCAUGGAUGAGGAGGAGCUGGACGCUCUGAAGGACUCACUGCAAAUGUCGCUGAGCUUACUGCCGCCCAAUGCUCUCGUGGGCCUCAUUACCUUCGGCAAGAUGAUUCAGGUGCACGAGCUGGGCACUGAUGGCUGCUCCAAGAGCUAUGUGUUCCGAGGCACCAAGGAUCUGACGGCCAAGCAAGUCCACGAUAUGCUGGGCAUUGGACGCGGUGGGGUGGCACCRACGCCACAUCAGCAGCAGCAGCAACCAGGUCAGCCGGGUCAGAUGCCAAAUGCGCCGGGCGUAGGGGGGGCCGGACAACAUUUGCCACCCGCUCAUCGCUUUCUGCAGCCGAUCAGCCAGUGCGACACGGCACUGGGUGAUCUGCUGAGCGAAUUGCAACGCGACCCUUGGCCGGUGCCGCAGGGCAAGCGCUAUCUGCGCUCCACAGGCGCCGCACUUUCGAUUGCGGUUGGUCUGCUGGAGUGCACGUACCCGAAUACGGGCGGUCGGAUCAUGACCUUUGUGGGUGGCCCUUGCUCCCAGGGCCCCGGCCAAGUGGUUGACGAUGAACUCAAGCAUCCCAUACGUUCCCAUCAUGACAUACACAAGGACAAUGCCAAAUAUAUGAAGAAAGCGAUCAAACAUUACGAUGCCCUGGCCUUGCGGGCGGCUACCAAUGGCCAUGGCAUCGAUAUAUACUCGUGCGCGCUCGACCAGACCGGCCUCAUGGAGAUGAAACAGCUGUGCAACUCCACAGGCGGUCACAUGGUCAUGGGCGACUCAUUCAAUUCGUCGCUCUUCAAGCAGACAUUCCAGCGCGUGUUUGCGCGCGAUUCGCGAAACGAUCUAAAGAUGGCAUUCAAUGCCACGCUCGAGGUGAAGUGCUCGCGCGAGCUGAAAAUCUCUGGCGGGAUUGGCUCGUGUGUGUCGCUGAAUGUGAAGAGCCCGUCGGUGUCGGAUGUGGAGAUCGGCAUGGGCAAUACAGUGCAAUGGAAAUUGUGUGCAUUCAAUCCCAGCUCCACUGUCGCCUUCUUCUUCGAGGUGGUCAACCAGCAUGCGGCGCCCAUACCACAAGGCGGACGCGGCUGCAUACAGUUCAUCACCCAAUACCAGCAUCCAAGCGGUCAGCGGCGCAUACGCGUCACCACACUGGCCAGAAACUGGGCGGAUGCCAACACCAAUGUGCAGCACAUCAGCGCAGGCUUCGAUCAGGAGGCGGCUGCGGUGCUGAUGGCACGCAUGGUUGUCUACCGCGCCGAAACAGACGAGGGGCCGGACAUCUUGCGCUGGGUGGAUCGCCAGCUGAUUCGCUUGUGCCAGAAGUUUGGCGAGUAUUCCAAGGAUGAUCCGAACAGUUUCCGUCUGUCGCCCACGUUCAGCCUCUUUCCGCAGUUCAUGUACCAUUUGCGCCGUUCGCAGUUCCUGCAGGUCUUCAACAAUUCGCCCGAUGAGACCACAUUCUAUCGACACAUGCUAAUGCGCGAGGACCUCACACAGUCCUUGAUCAUGAUACAGCCCAUUCUUUAUAGCUAUUCGUUUAAUGGGCCGCCGGAGCCGGUGCUGCUAGAUACCGCUUCGAUUCAAGCGGAUCGCAUACUGCUGAUGGACACAUUCUUCCAGAUACUCAUCUAUCACGGCGAGACGAUUGCCCAAUGGCGUGCGCUCAAAUAUCAGGAUAUGCCCGAGUAUGAGAACUUCAAGCAGCUGCUGCAGGCGCCAGUUGACGAUGCCCAGGAGAUUCUGCAGACGCGUUUCCCCAUGCCCCGUUACAUUGACACCGAGCAUGGCGGCUCGCAGGCCCGCUUCCUGCUCUCCAAAGUCAAUCCCUCGCAGACGCAUAACAACAUGUAUGCCUAUGGCCAGGCGCCAAUCGGUCAGACGACGGAUGGCGGCGCUCCCGUGCUCACGGAUGAUGUCUCGCUGCAGCUGUUCAUGGAGCAUCUGAAGAAAUUGGCCGUCUCCUCGACCACAUAGAUAGCACCUGGCAUGGAUCCUGGCUAGACUUAUUAGUUAUAUACAUAUAUAUUAUAUAUUUUAACCACAUCUAUUUGUGCAGUUACCGCCUGGUUAGACCACUACUACAAUAAACCACAUUCAUACAUA